CCUCGAAGUCACUGACAUAUAGUACAACCAACCAAUGGCCCAAUGCUGCACCUCAUCAAACACCUAAUCCAGCGCAUCUGGAGAAGACCCGCGACACUCGCCUUCUCCUUCGUCACCGUCUGCCUCAUCGUGCCUUUAUUCCUCUACCAUCUCCUCGCCUACUACCUCGCCAACGACCCCCGUCUCGUCCCCAGCGCAUUCCGCACCGCUAAGAAUAUCCUCCUGGUCACAGCGCAUCCAGACGAUGAAACCCUCUUCUUCAGCCCGAGUAUACUCUAUCGCAGUGACGAUGCGACCGUGACCCGGGCUUUGCUGGCGCUUUCGUCCGGCAACUACGAAGGCAUCGACGACAUCCGCCACACCGAACUCCAACGCAGCUGUGCCGAACUGGGGAUUGGACCCAAGAGAUGCGUGAACCUCGAUCACUACGAGCUCCAGGAUAAUCCCCAGAAAUGGUGGAGGGAAAAUCUAAUCGAGGAGCUUGUGGGGCAGUACAUCAUCACGUUCGAUAAUGGGGGUAUAUCCGGCCAUGUUAAUCAUCGGGCGGUUAGUGCUGGUGUUAGUAAAUAUAUAUCCAAAAUCCCACAAAGCCCACCGGCAUACGCACUGCAGACAAAAUGCCUACUACGGAAGUACGCCGGUCUAGCUGAUUUAAUUCCGACAUCAAUGUCCUUUUCAGGACGCAUUCUGCGGGCGCUUGUAUCGGCCCCACCGGAAUAUGAGGGAGUCAAAGUCAAAAUCGAGAAUGGGAAGAGUGGUAAGAUGCAGGAUCCACAUGAGGAUAAGGCGCUGUUGGUUAGUAACUGGCGGACGUAUUUCCAGGCGCGAAGGGCGUUUAGUCAACAUGAAAGUCAGUAUUGUUUUGAUCGGAACGUCGUUGGGCCGCUAUAG
Molecule: messenger RNA, 891 nt
Organism: Aspergillus caelatus
Lineage: Eukaryota; Fungi; Ascomycota; Eurotiomycetes; Eurotiales; Aspergillaceae
Product: PIG-L family deacetylase
Exons: 5
Coding region: 43-891 (282 amino acids)
Biological process (GO): GPI anchor biosynthetic process
Cellular component (GO): endoplasmic reticulum
Molecular function (GO): N-acetylglucosaminylphosphatidylinositol deacetylase activity
Source: RefSeq, a predicted model, not a curated record